GCUGCCACCCCCACCUUCCAUCAUGAAUGAUGAACAGACCCUGAACAGGAACGCGGUGGCUUGGCUGGUCUGCUCGGCCCUCUCGGUCCUGGCCAACGCCUGGAGCAUCCUCAGCGUGAGCGCCAAGCAGAAGAAAUGGAAGCCCCUGGAGUUCCUGCUCUGCACGCUGGCCGGCACGCACAUCCUUAACAUCGCUGUCCCCAUCACCAUGUACUCGGUCAUCCAGCUCCGCCGGCAGCGCUCCGACUACGAGUGGAACGAGGGUCUGUGCAAGGUCUUCGUCUCGACCUUCUACACCUUGACCUUGGUCACCUGCUUCUCGGUCACCUCGCUGUCCUACCACCGGAUGUGGAUGGUCCGCUGGCCGGUGAACUACAGGCUAAGCAAUACCAAGAAGCAAGCCGUCCACAGCGUCAUGGGCAUCUGGAUGGUGUCCUUCAUCCUCUCCACGCUGCCAGCCGUGGGCUGGCACGACACCACUGAGCGCUUCUACACCACCGGCUGCCGCUUCAUCGUCACCGAGAUCGGCCUGGGCUUCGGCGUCUGCUUCCUGCUCUUAAUCAGCGGCAGCAUCGUCAUGGGCGCCGUGUGCGUGGGCAUCACCCUCUUCCAGACGCUCUCCAUCCAAGCGGGCCACAACGCCGACAAAAACAAGUUCAAUGUACCAACCAUCGUGGUGGAAGACGCCCAGGGCAAGCGGCGCUCCUCCAUCGACGGAUCCGAACCCGUUAAGACUUCCCUGCAGAUCACCUACUUGAUCGCCGGAAUCGUUUUCAUCUAUGACUUCCUAAUGGGAUUCCCCAUACUGGUGGUGAGCGUUGCCAGUCUGAAAUCGGACACGGCCUACAACUGGAUGGUCCUGUGCGUGCUGUGGUGCUCGGUCGUGCAGUCCCUCCUGCUCCCGUUCUUCCUCUGGGCCUGCGAUCGCUACCGGGCUGACAUCAGAGCCGUCUGGGAGAAGUGCAUGGCCGUGAUGUCCAAUGACGACACGGGAGAAGAAAACAACCUGGCUGGCGCAAUCCACACCGACCUGAUGUACGAUCAGAGCUAUGAUUACAACUUUGCCGGGGAUGUGUUGACCUUGGACCACAUUGCCAAAUAUGACCUGUCAGUGCUGGAGCGGGGCCUCCCCCAGGCUUACCCCGUGAAGCCCCCGCCAGAGGACAAAAUGCAGUACCUCCAGGUCCCCCCCACCCGGCGCUUCUCCCACGAUGAGACAGACGUCUGGACGACGGGGCAGAUCUCGGCCUACCUCCAGCACUGGGGCGCGGGUGAGGACAUGGCGGCCGGGCUGGCCCAGCUCCUCCUCCCGCGGCCCGGCUACAGCCACCGGCCGAGGAGGAGCAGCAGCGGCCUCCUCGCCUACCAGGAGGACGGGCGCCUGUCCCGCAAGCGGCGCAAGUCGGCCGAGAGCACCUUGUCCCUGCGGCCCUUCUCCUGCGAGGACGUCUGCAAGGAGGGAGGCCACUGGUGCUUCAGCAAGGAGGAGGGGCUGAACUUCGCCGACGCCAGCCCCGCACCCAGCCCCAGGAAGGCCCCCCUGCGCGCGGCCUCCGUCUCCCUGCUCCCGGACAACCUCCACUUCCCCUUGACCCACUUUGAGCGGGAGCCCCAGGCGCUGCGGAGCUUCGCGGCCCAGGGGCAGAGGUGCUCCUUGAGGGUGCCCGGCCCCGCCCUGGCCCACGAGGAUGCCAAGAACCUUUUCCCCCAAGGGAGCGAGGGCCCCCCCCGCCUCGAGCGGAUCCACAUUGAGCUGAGCGAGGCCCCCACGCCGGAGGACUGCCGGCCGAGCAGCAGCUGCUCCGAGUCGGAGGGCUUUCGGACAGGUCUCAGCCCCUCCUGGGGCGGCCAAGAGGCCCUGAGCAAAGGCGGCAGCACCAGCAGCUUCCUGAGUUCGCCGUCGGCCUCCUCCGGGUACGUGACGUUCCACUCCGAUUCCAGCGGCUCGGCCUCUUAG
Elgaria multicarinata webbii is the source of this 1957-nucleotide messenger RNA. It is a transcript of the gene GPR153, whose product is annotated as G protein-coupled receptor 153. The coding region runs from base 23 to 1957 and encodes 644 amino acids. Gene Ontology annotation, cellular component: membrane. NCBI's taxonomy places the organism in Eukaryota, Metazoa, Chordata, Lepidosauria, Squamata, Anguidae. Gene Ontology annotation, biological process: G protein-coupled receptor signaling pathway. The transcript is spliced from 5 exons. Gene Ontology annotation, molecular function: G protein-coupled receptor activity. The record is from RefSeq and is a predicted model, not a curated record.